Molecule: messenger RNA, 2658 nt
Organism: Sabethes cyaneus
Lineage: Eukaryota; Metazoa; Arthropoda; Insecta; Diptera; Culicidae
Product: tRNA (cytosine(34)-C(5))-methyltransferase-like
Exons: 6
Coding region: 1-2658 (885 amino acids)
Biological process (GO): tRNA methylation
Cellular component (GO): cytoplasm; nucleus
Molecular function (GO): tRNA binding; tRNA (cytidine-N5)-methyltransferase activity
Source: RefSeq, a predicted model, not a curated record
AUGGCAGCACCGGCAGCGGCUGGCUUCGAUCCAUAUUCCGAAGAUUUUCCGCCGAACAGCUUGUUUUCGUCGAUUAGUUUCGUCCUAACCAGUGCCAUCUUGAGCUCCGCAUCCGACCGGCUCUCUAGCAUGGUGAGCGGUGGUCCAAGCACAUCGGCGCAACGACGAACAAAUCCGGGAGGUGGCCUAUCCGAUCCUGGACCUUUGGACGGGUCAAGAGACUUCAAUGUGCUGGUGACUUGCGCUGCGAAACAUACUCACGAAAGGAAAAAGAUACACAUUCGUCAUAGUCUGCCUCGAGCCUGCGAAGAACAUCCCUAUUUUCUGCAGUGCGAUGACGUAGAAAGCGUCGGCGUGCUUCGCGGAGAACGUUGCGUCGGUUUCGAAGUGCAGGGUUCCACCAAGGGUGAUUGUUCGAGCGAUGGAUCGGAACCGGAAAGAAAGCUAGGAGGCCCACCGCGAGACAGCUUCGAGGAUUACUAUAAACAUCUGAAGAUUUGUCCGGAAGAUGAAUGGGAUCAGUUUACGGGAAAGCAACGGGCACCUUUGCCAAUCGUGUUCCGCCUUACCUGGCCGAAGCGCUAUGCGCAGCGUUUGCUGCGGGUGUUGAAGGAAAACUAUUUGGUUCAAUAUGAUAAACUAGCUACUGAACUCAGGGAGAAAGGCGAAGAAGUACCGAAACUUGUAUGUCUCUCGUGGUACCCUGACGAAUUGGCUUGGCAAUUUGAGCUGCCCCCCGCAGGCAGUCCUUUGUCGGAACUGUUGGAUAAACUGCACGAAUUUGUGAUCUCCGAGCAAAUAUCAUCAAAUAUUUUUGUGCAGGAUGCUAUUUCGAUGAUUCCGCCCCUGCUGUUGGGCGUGGAGUCUCAUCAUAUGGUGCUGGAUAUGCGCUCAGGUACGGGAAUGAAAAUGACUCAGUUGAUCGAAGGUCUGCAUAGUGGUGGUAGAGAAACCGUUCCCAAAGGAUUUCUUAUAGCCAACGAUGCCGAUCAACGUGCUUUCCAGUUAGUUCAUCUGGCCAAGCGUCUAGGUUCGGGUGGUCUCCUAGUGACCCAGGCUGAUUUGGCAACAUUCCCAGAGCUGCAGCUAACGAACGAAGCUGGCGAAUUGGAGAAUAUACGGUAUGAUCGUAUACUGUGCAAUGUUCCUUGUUCGGGAGAUGGAAACAUGCGCCAAAGUGAGAACGUUUACAGAAAGUGGAACUUGGGGAAGGCUCACACUUUGUUUGGCGAGCAGAGUCGUGUGGUAAAGAGAUGUGCUGAACUGCUAAAGGUCGGAGGAAAGCUAGUUUACACGACCGAUUCCUUGAACCCGAUAGAAAACGAGGCGGUUUUGCACAACCUUCUGGUUCUAGCAGGAGACUCCCUAGAAAUUGUCGACGCAAGUGACUUGCUGCCAACGCUUAAGUAUAACCCAGGAAUGACCUACUGGGAGCCAACCGGUAAAAGCAUGCAGUUCUAUAAGUCUUUCGACGAAGUACCGGACAACCUUCGUCCUUCGAUUCGUGAAUGUAUGUUUCCACCAGCACCGGAGGAUGCACAAAAAUACAAUCUUACCCGGUGCAUUCGAGUGUUGCCACAUCAUCAAGACACUGCGGCCGGUUUCUUUGCGGUUAUCGAAAAGAAGAAAGAGGUACCUUGGGAGGUGAUUGAUUAUUCAGUGCAGGAUAAGCCAGAGGAUGCUGAGAUGAAGACCGCAGACGAAGCUUCGGUUGAAGCAAAGGGGGAUGCUGAGAUGAAGACCACAGACGAAGCUUCCGGUGAAGCAAAGGAUAAGCCAGCGGAUGCUGAGAUGAAGACCACAGACGAAGCUUCCGGUGAAGCAAAGGAUAAGCCAGCGGAUGCUGAGAUGAAGACCACAGACGAAGCUUCAGGUGAAGCAAAGGAUAACCCAGCGGAUGCUGAGACCGCAAACAAAGCUUCGAGUGCAGCAAGCCCUGAACCUGCUCGGUUGGUAUUUUUUGACGAUUUUAAUCCGAGUAAUCUGGUGUCGACCAGUCGAGAUAUAAAGUAUAAGAGAUACUUCUUUUGCGUGGACCUUCUGCGCAACGUUAUCACUAACAAUGAGGAUCGCAUUAAGAUACACCAGGUAGGAGUGAAAGUGUUCACUCGCAACCUGGACACUCGCGACAAAUCGGUUUCAUAUCAUAUGUCGAAUCGUGGACAUCCAAGUGUUCUUAAGCAUGUUAACAAUCGUAAGAUAACUAUUGGAAGGGAAGAUCUAGUGAAGUUGUUAAAAAACACCGACUCACGGGCAAAUCCGCAAACAAUCGGUUUGAGCGAAGCGCUCAUUAAGGAAACGAUAACUAUGGGACCGGGCAGCAUUGUACUGCAAUAUAAAGAGGAUGAUCUAGAGCUGAACAUAAUGUGCUGGCGCGGACACGAAUACUUCCUAGCGUAUCUUGCCCUAUCCAGAAAGCUGCACGUGCUGAGAUUAAUGGGAGAGGACGUUACGGAACUUGAUGAAUAUGAAUCUAUGGACCUGGAAAUAAACGGAGAUUCGGAGAUUGAAGGACUUGAAGGUAGCGAUGAAGAGGAUGAAGUGCAUAGCUAUUUUUCUCGACGUGUUAUGCCUACAAACAUAACCUCCAAAAAGGAGGGUGAAAGUUUGAUCAAUGCUGGUGAUAAAAAAAAAAGCGAAAGCGGAAGCGAAAAAUAG